UAAAAACACAAUAAUGUACUGGUAUGACAUAAUAAAAAUUACCAGUUAUGUCAUUUACUGCCCCUUGGAUUUGGUUCAACCAUAGGUUAAGGUUUACUUCACCUACCUGCUUAUAUUUUGUUGUUAUUAACCGACGUAGUAUGUAGUUUGUAGUUGUAUAUAAAUUAUCAUAAAAGUUAGGAGUAGGUAACACAAAAAAAACAACAGGAUAUACAGUGUGGCCGUAAAAUAGGUAAAUAACGGAUAAAUUCAUUCAAAAUUUAAGCAUAAACGUCAGUUUUAAUUUUCGUUGUGACUAGAGUCCCGACUCGGGAUCCAUAUAAUCCGAAUGACGUCACUAAUAAACGCAUCGAGAUGAAUCUUCACUCUAUCGAUAUUCAUCAGAAUAUACAGGGCAUUUUAUUUAAAAAAUUGAAGUGUCAUGUGAUAUCUUUGGGUCACCUUGUAUAAAUACAAACUACACUCAUCAAAAAAGUCUAGGGAACAAGAAAUAUUCGUCUUUUAAUUUUUAAACAGAAUAACUUUUUUUAAAAAGAUAUAUGGGUAUUUGUUGAACAAAUCUUGUAAAAUUUAUCAUAUCGGCUUUUCCAGCAGGCUUUAACAAAAUUUAAAAAAAUUUUAAAAGUAUAUUUUGUUCAAUUUAUAAAUGUAUUCAGUUGCAUCUUGUUCCCUAGACUAUUUUGAUGUGUGUAUUUAGUUCAAAAACAGCGCCUACACUACUGAAAUUCUAGGAGCAUAAAGAAAAUCAUAAGAUCUAUGCAAAGAGAUAUGACACGACCUCUAUCCUCUAUCCAAAUUUGGGGAGUUGUUCUACCCCUUCCUAGGGGGUUGAAGCUACGGGGAUGAAAAAAACUGGAAAAUAGUUCCUCUUCAAAUCAAAAAUCGACGUGUCCGAGCGUUUUUCCAGAUUCUCAUCCCAAAUUCAAUAAAUCGGGGUGGGACUCCCUGUAUAUAAAAACAAACAAAUAAAAACCAAUGUGAAAAUGUGGCUUUUUUCACAAAUUCACUACUCUGUCUCUGUAUUUCUAAAAAUCAACAACGGGUACGUCAGUUGAAUUCAAAUUCACUUAUAUGCGGCGGGCGAUUUCUACGCGACUCCUUGAACUCCAGAGCAGUAUGGAGUUGAUAUUGAUGAUAUAGUUGAUUUUUUAUAAGGACGGUGGAUUACGCGAAAUAAUAACGUAUGAGUUGAUGAUCAAUGGCGUGAGGAGUGGGAUAUUUUAAUUUAUUUUUAUAAAUUUUCGAAUGGCCCUUUUGCCGAAGACCUCACCUGGCCCACCGGGAUUUUGCCCGGUUGCCCGGUGGGCCAGUCCGACACUGAGCGCAAACAGAUCACCGACCUCUUAGGACUCCUAAAAAAACCUUUAGACGAGAUGUCUCCCAGACUGCAAAGAUUCACUAUACGAUUGAUGAGAUUUCAGUUUUCUCCUAAGUACGUUCCUGGAAAAAAUCUUAAAGUCCCUGAUACUUUAGGUAGGGACCCUGUUAUUACAAAUAUUAACACUGACUAUUUGGAAAAUAAUUUGAGAGUAUAUUUAAUAGUAGGUAUCAACUUCAAAACAAAAUGAAGAGAGACUCCAAAAUGAAAUCGAACGGGACCCAGUACUACAGAAGGUAAAGUUUUAUGUUUUGACACUUUCGCUGCGACUGAGGUAGGUAUAGCAUCGGACACCCAGGAGCGGGAAGCUUUUUUUUAGGAAAAAAAAUUUCUUGCUUAAAGAAAUGUAAUUAUAUGUCUUUGUUUAUGUAAAUCUAAUAUAUUUUUGUCAUUUUUGACAUGUGGCAUGGAUCUGUGCCAGGCGCACUGGACAACAAUUUUAUCGUAUAGUGCUGACCGUCACGGAUUCGUGACGGAGAUUUUUCUUUUGUUUUAGGUCCAGAAUUUGAAAUGAAAAAUUCCAUGCACAGUGAAGUUAAAAAAUUUUGGCAAAUCAGGAAUGACAUCUACCUUCACAAAGACGUUCUGUUUUAUCAUAGAAGACUUAUUAUUCCCGCAGCCCUUAAAUCAGAAUUUCUAGAAAUUAUUCAUCAGUCACAUCAGCGUGUAGUGUCGUAUAAGAAGAAAGCCCAAGAAGCAAUUUAUUACCCAAGUGACACUGAAAAAAUGGUGUUAAAUUGUCUUAUCUGUCAAUCAUACUCUAGAAGUAAUGUGCGCGAACCUCUAACUCCACAUAGAAUACCAGAUUUUCCGUAAAAAGUCGGUAUUGACUUCAUGAAGGUAAAAUCACAGGAUUUUCUAGUUUUAGUGGACUACUUUUCAAAAUUUACCGUAGUUAAUAAACUCUCUAGUGAAACCGCCAACAGUGUUAUUUCGAACCUUAAAAACGUUUUUGCAAUAAAUGGAAUUCCAUUUGAAAUUUUUUCGGACAAUGGACCACCGUGCACUGUACACUUCUAAAGAGUUUUCGAGUUUUGCGAAAAAAUGACAUAACGCUGACAAUUUCCAGCCCUUUAUAUCCCCGAAGCAACGGUUUGGUCGAAAGAACCAUCCAUCAAAUUUUAAAGUUGGUGAUAAGAUUUUGCUGCAAGAGGGGAAAAGAUCAUGGACUCCAGGAAAAGUUAUGUUAGAAAAUGGCCCGAGUGAUUAUACAGUGAAAGUGAACGAGGCCGAGUAUACGCGUAAUAGGCAACUUCUUAAACCUUUGCGACAGUCUGAGGUAAAAGACCACUUCCCAGAAUCAACUGCUUUUCAUCAUGAUCCAAAGGUUAAAAAAGCUGAAUAGUACAUCAGAUUGUGAAGAUCGACCAGCUAUUCCCACAAGAUCAUUGGAGACUCAAGUGGAGGCUCGGAUGAACGAUGAACAUAUUGUGAAGACCAGAAGUGGACGAAUAAUUCACCCACCAAAGAGACAUCUGUAAAGAUUCAAAUCAUCAUCAUUGCCAAAACUGAUUUUAGUUUAGUUUUGUUAAAAUAGGGCGUGUGAUGUAUGUAUUUUUAGGGUGGCAACACCUUGCCAUCAUGAGUGUAUCAAAAAGAUGACAAUUUGGCGUGGGUUUUUGGAAUAGUUGUUAAUUUCUACGUACCAUUAAAGAUACUAUUCGUAUUAUAAACUUUCGGGUUUUAAUAAAAAUCAUAAUCAAAUACAAAAGAUUACAAAGGUCACUCUUGUUUUGGUCCUGGGUCACAGGGGAAUAAAAGUCUCGUGAAGGUAGCAGCACUGCCUUUAUUGAGAUUGCUUCCUGCAUGGUGAAAACUAAGAUCAGGAACUGGUCCAACAACCGGUUCCAAGGAGAAUAGCUGGAACAGGGAUGCCUCAGACAGUCAAGGAUCUGUAUAGAUCCUGCAAACUGCAAAGAGGUGAAAAGCCUUCUAAAACUAAACAGGAGCCAGCUAAGAGCCAUCCCAGACGUCCUGAAGGGGCACUGGGUGGUCAGGACUACAAACUGUACAAAAUCGGACUCAGUAAUGAAAUGGAAUGCAGGUUCUGCAGCGAAGUACCUACAUGAAACUACCAAGCAUAUAGUUUGUGAAUGUGACGGUUUCGGCAGUCCCAAACUACGAUAUCUGUGGUACAAUUUUCUGGAACCUGAUGAAAUAAAGUAGGUCCGGCCUGAGCGGGUCUGCACCUAUCUUAAAAGUUGCGAGCUCGGUAAAACAGGGCUGCAACAGGAGGCGGAUAGCAAAAUUGACCACUCGUGCCUCUACGUGCUGUCUGUAGAGACACCCCUUUCAAAUCAAUCAUUUAAACAUUAUCGGAAAAAUUGGUAGGUACCCGUUACAUUCUAAAAAACUAAUCACCAGUUGAAGAUUUAGUUGAAUGUUCAAUUAAAAAUAAAUGUGUUUUAAUAGGAAAUUGUUAUUUUUCAUAGGAAUAUGUUUAUUUUUCAAACCGUACUUAGAUAAAAUGCCAAUUAAGCAGAACAUAAAUAAUUUAAGGCGAAUAACAUGAAAAAAAAACGUGCGAAAAUGUAUAUUUACUUAAAUGUAAGUACCUACUAUCGUGCAGUUUGACUUCAGAUUGUCGCAAAUUGCCUUUCGUUGAUAAAUACUCCAAUAGCUUAGAAUUUUCCUGCAUUUCAUACCUACCUAGUAAGUAGGCACAUCCAAACCAUAAUAGUCUACCCACUUGAAAAGAAUAGAAAUGUUAGGCGAAAUAUUUUAUUCUGUAACUGCCCUUCUGUUGAUUCAAGCAAUGGGCUGUAGUGGCCACACAAAAUACGACUUUAAAAUUGUAUAUGAAUGGAAGCAAAUCGAGUAUAAGUUUGCAAGCGAAGAGGAACGAUCUGCGGCAAUUGCAAAUGGUACAUUUGAUGCAGGAAGAAUACAACCAAUCGAUGCUCAAUAUGUUCACGAUGCUCAAACAGGUCGCGAGAGGGUUUUCAUAACCACCCCAAGAAUAGCAAACGGUGUUCCAGCUGCCCUGGGAAUAGUCACUGACGAAGUUAGAGAUGGAAAUCCAAUUAUUGAUCCUUAUCCUUCUUGGUCCUGGCAUUUGAAUCCAGAACAAUGCAACUAUCACAGAAUUGUUUCAGGUUUCAGAGUGUGGGCAGAUGAGUGUAACAGACUUUGGGUAAUGGACGAUGGAUAUAUAGGAUCCGAUUCUACUUGCCCUCCUCAACUUUUGGCUUUUGACUUGAAAACGGAUAAACUACUCUACAAAUACGAAGUUCCUUACGAGCAGUACCAGAAUGUAUCGUCGUUUAUUGCACCUACCGCUGAAAUUGAAGAUUUCAAAAAUAAAUGCGAAAAUACGUGGGUUUAUGUCGCUGACUCUGUAGCACCAAGCCUGUUGGUUUACAGUUUGAAGCAAAAUAAAUCGUGGAGGAUACAGGACAAAAGUUUCGAGCCCGAUCCGAAUUAUAAUACAUAUACUAUUGAUGGAGAUACCUUUGAAGUAGCAGAUGGUAUUUUAACAGUUGCCCUAACUCCAAAACAAUCUGGAAAUCGAAAAUUAUAUUACCACUCCAUGUCUAAUAUAAAAGAAUCUUGGGUGUACACAAGGCAUCUCAAAAACUCAAACAAUUUUCGAGUUCCUUACGGGUCCCCACGGUUAUUCAAAACGUACAAGGGUAGGAGAAAUCAACAAGCAUGUAUAGAAGCCAUUGAUAAACAUGGUUUUGUAUAUUUUUCUUUAUUAAUUGAUGUUCAAAUAGUGAAAUGGGAUCCAAGAACUGAAUACACUAAUAAAAAUUUUCAUAUUAUUGCAAAUGAUAAAGAAACAAUGCAAUUUCCAAGUGGAUUAAAGAUUGGACCCUACAAAGGAGGACCACGUGAGGCUCUAUGGGUUUUUUCUACUGCUUAUCAACGAUCUGCUUCUGGACAUCUGAAUGGAAAUGAAAUAAAUUUCAGAUUAUUUUUUGCUAAAUUAUAACAACUAUGAUUUUUAACAUGAAUAAAAUUCUAUUGCAUACCUAUUAAAACUAC
This is a messenger RNA of Ceutorhynchus assimilis (cabbage seed weevil), 5365 nucleotides long. NCBI's taxonomy places the organism in Eukaryota, Metazoa, Arthropoda, Insecta, Coleoptera, Curculionidae. The record is from the annotation of a GenBank genome assembly.